Molecule: messenger RNA, 1395 nt
Organism: Thlaspi arvense
Lineage: Eukaryota; Viridiplantae; Streptophyta; Magnoliopsida; Brassicales; Brassicaceae
Source: the annotation of a GenBank genome assembly
CGAAAAAAGAAGUAAAAAUGACGAAACUAUUAUUGGCCUUGUGUCUCGUCUUGAGUGCGUUACUAACGUUGGGCCACUGCACAGCGUCGGAAGGUGACGUCAUCAUGAAAGACGGCCACCGUGUUGUUGUGGUGGAGUACGACGGAGACGGGAAAACCAACACCAGAGUCUUGAUUUCACCGCCGGGAAAAGGACGAGAAGGAGAAGGAGAAGAAGAAGAGAAGAGGAGAGACGAAAGAGAAGUGUUUAGAAAUGUGAAAAAGAAAGUGAUAGAAACGGCGUCGUCUCUUCCGGUUAUCGGCCAAGUAGAGGAGGAGAGUGAACACCGCGCGUCGCGAGGAGAAGUCAUAUGCGAUGCCGUCGGUAAGUGUAGGCACAAGAUGGCAACACUGUUGCGGAGAGGCAACGGUCGAACGGGCAGCGAGAAUACUAACGAUGCCAAGGAGAAGUUUGCACGUGACGUAGAAGAAACUGUGGGCAAGGAGGCCCAAUAUGCUGAAGAGAAAGUCGCAGAUAAAGCUUAUGAAGCUAAGAAAGCGGUGAAUGAAAGGGCCAUAAAGAAGGCCCAUACGGCCCAAAACGUCUGGGGGAAUGCACAGCUCACGGUGCGACGGUUAGGAACGGCGGUUGCGGCGGCGCUGACGAAGAUCGGGAAUGUGGUGAGUUUGAUCGGGAUCGCGGCGGCGUACGGGAUGUGCGUGUGGGUGACGGUGGUGUCGAAGUACUUGUUGGGUUCGGUGCUUGGGAGGCAGCAAUUCGGUGUGGUGGAGAGGAAGGUGUAUGCGGUGUACUUCAAGGCAAUCUCUGCAGGGAUUCUGGUUGGGCUGCUAGGACACGUCAUUAGCCGGCGGCGGAUGGUCUUUACCGAUGCGGUGGAGAUGUGGCAGGCCGUUAACCUCUUGUCUUCGAUUCUGAUGGUCGAAGCUAAUGCCUCAUUUGUUGAGCCACGAGUCACCAAGGCAAUGUGUGAGAGGAUAAAAGUGGAAAAGGAAGAAGGGAGAGGACAUGGCGCGUCAGAGUCACAUUCCAGUGAAGCAGCGGUUCGAACCGGUCGUGAGAAGGUUAAAAAGAAGAUAGAUCAGCAGAGACUGACGAAGCUGAAUGAGAGGCUGAGUCGGUUAAAUGGGUACUCGUCGCGGCUAAAUUUACUGACACUUAUGUCUCUCACUUGGCACUUUGUGUAUCUCGGUCAUCGACUGAGCCUCACUUGUUGAUAAAUCGAGACAGCCACUGAUACAAUUAGUUGUUUUUGUGCUUAAAUGUUUGUGUUACAUUUCUGAUAUCUCUUGUGUGAAAAAUCGUAUUUUUAUGCUAAUUUUGACGCAAAUUUAGAUAUUAUUAAAGGUUACGGACUCAAAGAUCUAUCUCCAUGUCUAAGGAGAUUGUAAAUGAAGG